This is a messenger RNA of Ictalurus furcatus (blue catfish), 1229 nucleotides long. It is a transcript of the gene ntsr1, whose product is annotated as neurotensin receptor 1 (high affinity). The transcript is spliced from 4 exons. Gene Ontology annotation, biological process: neuropeptide signaling pathway. Gene Ontology annotation, cellular component: plasma membrane. The record is from RefSeq and is a predicted model, not a curated record. Bases 24 to 1229 code for a protein of 401 amino acids. Gene Ontology annotation, molecular function: G protein-coupled neurotensin receptor activity. NCBI's taxonomy places the organism in Eukaryota, Metazoa, Chordata, Actinopteri, Siluriformes, Ictaluridae.
GUGACAAAACGCGUGUGAAAAGUAUGGAUCUAAACGGCACACUAAUAGAGCUAGACUCCCUAAAAUUGCGCGUCUUGACGGAACAACUUGUGGCGCACGCGAACAAUUCGGCGCCGCUUCGUCAUAACGAGACGGAUUCCGCUCCUCAGGAGGACUUGGACGUGAACACAGACAUUUACUCUAAAUUGCUCGUCACCGUCAUUUACGUGGUCCUGUUCGCUAUCGGCUGCCUCGGGAACUCUAUAACUCUAUAUACCCUGUUGACAAAGAAGUCUCUUCAGAACCUGCAGAGCACCGUGCACUACCACCUGGCGAGCCUGGCCGUGUCUGAUCUACUCAUCCUCCUGUUCAGCAUGCCCGUGGAGCUCUAUAACUUCAUCUGGGUGCACCACCCGUGGGCUUUUGGCGCUGCCGUGUGCAAGGGAUACUACUUCCUGCGCGACGGGUGCUCGUAUGCCACGGCUUUCAAUGUGGCGAGCCUGAGCGUCGAGCGCUACAUGGCCAUCUGCCACCCAUUUAAGGCGAAAAGCGUGAUGUCGCGCAGCCGCACCAAGAAGCUGAUCAGUGCCAUGUGGGCCACUUCCUUUCUGCUCGCCACACCGAUGCUCUUUACCAUGGGCCAGAGGAGCGUGGACAGUGAACCCAUAUGCACCACCAUCGUGUCCUCUGUCACAGCCAAAACUGUUCUUCAGGUAAAUGCAUUCCUGUCAUUUGUUGUUCCCAUGGGUCUGAUCUCAGCGUUGAAUGGAAUCAUUGCCAGUCAACUUCUGCGUAUGUUUCAUGAGGCAGCUCAGGACAACCAUGUCUGCGUUGUCGGCGGUAAUGCCACUAUGCUCAGCGUUGCUGUGGAGCCAAACCGUGCCCAGUCAUUGCGCCAUGGCGUUAUGGUGUUGCGAGCUGUAGUUAUUGCUUUUGUGGUCUGCUGGCUGCCCUAUCAUGCCCGUCGACUGAUGUACUGUUAUGUGAAUGAUUGGACUGACACUCUCUUUGACUUCUACCACUAUUUCUACAUGGUCACCAACGUGCUGUUCUAUGUGAGCUCAGCAAUCAACCCUGUCCUGUACAAUCUCGUCUCAACAAACUACCGCCAGAUCUUUUUCUCCACUAUGCACAAUUUCUGUCUGCCAUGUCAACGUAAGAAGCAAAAACGCAUGCUCACCAGGCACUCAGUCAGCAUCUGCAGUAACCAUACUUUCUCUACCAAUGUCAUUAAAGAGACUGUCUACUGA